Molecule: messenger RNA, 3211 nt
Organism: Carassius carassius (crucian carp)
Lineage: Eukaryota; Metazoa; Chordata; Actinopteri; Cypriniformes; Cyprinidae
Gene: dhx35
Product: DEAH-box helicase 35
Exons: 21
Coding region: 213-2312 (699 amino acids)
Cellular component (GO): intracellular anatomical structure; catalytic step 2 spliceosome
Molecular function (GO): ATP binding; helicase activity; RNA binding
Source: RefSeq, a predicted model, not a curated record
GGCUUAAUUUCUCUCCAACACGGUAGGAAGUUAAAUGAGAUGAAAUGUGGAGGACGUUUACUGUGACAACAUGAUUGACAGGCCAGUUUACAGCAUGGUUUACACAACGACAGGUCUUUUACUGUCUAUGGGUGAAUGUAACUAUGCGACAGAGCGUACCGACGCAACUGUAUGACGUCCACGCGUCAUUACGCUCGAUAACGUAGUGCAUCAUGGCGGCGCCCCACUCCACCAUGAAAUUCUGGAAACCCGGCUCGGAGGCUCCAGGUGUGUGUGAGGAGAGGGAUCUGUGCUCUGAGACCACCGGCUCCCCCAUCAUCUAUAACCCCCACACAGCACUCUCCAUCGAGAAACAGAGGCAGAGGCUGCCCGUCUUCAAGCACAGAAACAACAUCCUGUAUCUGGUGGAGAGUUUCCAGACUGUGGUGAUUGUUGGAGAAACAGGAUCUGGAAAAAGCACACAAAUCCCACAGUAUCUGCUGGAGGCGGGAUGGGCGGCGGACGGGAAGGUGAUCGGCGUGACUCAGCCGCGGCGAGUGGCUGCCACAUCUGUAGCCGGACGUGUGGCGGAGGAGCGGGGGGCAUAUCUGGGGCAUGAGGUGGGCUACAGCAUCCGCUUCGAUGACUGCUCUGACCCGCACGCCACACGCAUUAAGUUUCUGACAGACGGGAUGUUGGUUCGGGAGAUGAUGUCUGACCCGCUGCUGAAGAAGUACAGUGUGAUAAUUCUGGAUGAAGCUCAUGAGCGAACACUUUACACUGACAUCGCCAUCGGCCUCCUGAAGAAGAUUCAGAAGAAGCGCAGAGACCUGCGUUUGAUCGUUGCUUCAGCCACUUUGGAUGCCAAGAAAUUCCACGAUUUCUUCAACCUCAAUGAGACUGGAGACCCAAAUAAAGACACCUGUGCGAUCCUGACGGUGGAGGGCCGCACUUUCCCCGUGGAUAUUUUCUACACUGUCAGUCCUGUGCCGGACUACGUGAAGGCUACGGUGGAAACCGUGAUGAAGAUCCACGAGACGGAGGAGGAUGGAGAUGUGCUGGCCUUUCUCACUGGUCAGGAGGAGGUGGAGAAGGUGGUGUCUAUGCUCCAGGAACAGGCCCGGACUUUGUCCCGUUACGGGAUGAAGAAGCACCUGUGUGUGCUGCCCAUGUACGCGGGCCUGCCCUAUAACGAGCAGAUGAGAGUGUUCGAGAGGAUGCCCCCUACUGUCAGAAAGGUGGUGGUCGCCACCAAUAUAGCAGAGACGUCCAUCACCAUUAACGGCGUGGUGUUUGUGAUCGACUGUGCGUUUGUGAAGCUGAGGGCGUAUAAUCCACACACGGCGAUCGAGUCUCUGAUCGUCACGCCCAUCUCUAAAGCCUCGGCCUGUCAGAGAGCCGGGAGAGCUGGGAGAAACCGCGCCGGGAAGUGUUUCCGGCUCUACACAGAGGAGGACUUUGAGAAGCUGCCCGAGUCGACGGUUCCUGAGAUGCAGCGCUCGAAUCUGGCUCCGGUCAUCCUGCAGCUCAAAGCUCUGGGCAUUGACAAUGUGCUGCGGUUCAGCUUCCUGUCUCCUCCACCUGCUCAGUCCAUGGUCCAGGCCCUGGAGCUGCUCUACGCUCUCGGAGGUCUGGAUCAGUUCGGCCGUCUCACUGACCCCAUGGGGGUGCGGAUGGCCGAGUUCCCCCUCAGCCCCAUGUUUGCCAAGAUGCUGCUGGAGUCAGGAAACUUCGGCUGCUCCAAGGAGAUCGUCACUAUAGCAGCCAUGAUGCAAAUACAGAACAUUUUUGUAGCGCCGCACAACCAGAAGAAAUCAGCUGCGAGGGAGCGCAGGAAGUUUGCUGUGGCCGAGGGCGAUCAUCUCACCAUGCUGAAUGUUUAUGAGGCUUUCAUAAAGCAUCAGAAGAGCUCUCAGUGGUGUCAGGAUCAUUUCCUCCACUAUAAAGGGCUCCUGCGGGCCGUGGCUGUGCGUGAGCAGCUCAGACACCUCCUCAACAAGUUCAAGGUGCCGCGGACCUCCAGUGAAGGUGAUCCAGAUGUGAUUCUCAGAUGUAUUGUGUCUGGUUUUUUUGCGAAUGCCGCCCGAAUGCAUCACUCGGGCUCCUACAGGACUCUCCGUGAUGACCGGGAGCUCUACAUUCACCCUGAUUCAGUGCUGUAUGGAGAAAAGCCCCCGAAAUGGGUGGUCUUCAACGAGGUGGUUCAGACCAGUAAGUACUACAUGCGUGACGUGACGGCGGUGGAGUCGUCCUGGCUGGUGGAGCUGGCGCCGCACUUCUACAGACAGGCCAAGCACGGGUCUCUGAGCAGCAAACGGGCCAAAGUCUUCUGAGCGGAGCUGCACUCACACUUCAGGUCUCUGCUCAACAGCUGAACAUAGAUGCUCCUCUCAAACUAACACGCAGCUGGAAGGCAAAGGAAGGAACACUGUGGUAUUUUGUAUAUACAAGUGUAUAUGAUACAUUCAUGCGCUCAUGGUCAUCUUUGUAUUAUUUAAUAGCCAUUGGAAUAACUUGACUGUGAUUUGUUGACCGUUUGAGAUCGAGAGUAUGACUGAUAUGGAUGUACAGCUUUACAAUAUCGCACGAAGCCCUACCCUCAACAAUAACCAGAAUAAUACUAUAAUAAGCUACUUUUUACCAGUUAUUUCAAACCCUCAUCGGAGAAAUACUGUGUAGCUCAAACGUAGUGGCCUUGUAACCAUUAUGUGCCAAAUAUUAUAAAUCCGUAGAACAUUUCCUGGUGUAUAUGGAAUGUGACAUGAAUUGUAGUUACACUGUCAGCAUGAGACAAAAAAGUGCCAUUUUUUUAAUCUAAUAUAUAUAUAUAUAUAGGUCCCCAUAAAGUAGCCUUGUUAUGCACCUCUGGCCUAAAAACUGUGGUGUUAGGUGUAAUAAUUCAUUCAUAGUGUAGUAUCUCAUUUAGGAAAGAUCAGCCAUGACUUCUUCAGUGUGGUGAGUGAAGAGCACAGCCAAUGAGAGCCUCAGGGAGGAGCUUCUUUCUUAUUAAAGUUAAUGGGGUGCUAACUGUAGACAUGGCAACCCUUCUCAGGCCACGCCUCUUCUGGGCGUGGCCUUUCAUAGGAAGCUGAGGUGCCAAUCAUGUGGGUGGAGGCGGAGCCUCUGUCAUAAUGGGAUGUUUUGACAAUGUUUGUGAUGUUUUAGUUUUACUGUGACAUGUUGGAUUUUUCAAUCCCUGUAUAGUUUAUUAUAUCAAAAAAAAAAAAAACUA